Magnolia sinica is the source of this 1383-nucleotide messenger RNA. RefSeq lists its product as uncharacterized. Gene Ontology annotation, molecular function: ubiquitin-protein transferase activity; zinc ion binding. NCBI's taxonomy places the organism in Eukaryota, Viridiplantae, Streptophyta, Magnoliopsida, Magnoliales, Magnoliaceae. The record is from RefSeq and is a predicted model, not a curated record. Gene Ontology annotation, cellular component: membrane. Bases 219 to 1097 code for a protein of 292 amino acids. Gene Ontology annotation, biological process: protein ubiquitination. The transcript is spliced from 8 exons.
GUUCGGUAUAUCCGAGCCUGGAACGCUGAUCUCGGAGCUAUAAGUAAGGCUGUUUUUGUCCUCGCCACUUCAUUGUCUUCAGACGAGAGAGCCGCGGACAGGGUACAGAUAUACAGAGGGUUUUCCGGAGCGAGUAGAAUACGUUAUCGAGAGAUUUUGAGCCAAAAUAGAGGUGAUUUCUCUGUUUUGAAUUUGUGGAGAGAAGCUUUUUAAGAGGAAUGGGCGAUCAUCUAGUUUUGUACGUAGACCGCCUCAUUACGCCUGCGACAUUAGAAUCCAUUCAAGGGGCUGAAUCUUCUGGAGAAGGCUCUUCCACAAGCCACAUGGUUCCAUCUGGUUCUUUGUCAUCAGGGCAUUCAGAAAAUGAUAAUAGUUUGGAGGGACGCAGCAUUUUUGAGGAAGAAGCAGAGCCACUCAUUCAGACAGUGGAAUGCCGCAUUUGCCAGGAGGAAGACCAUGUCAAGAACCUGGAGACUCCUUGUGCUUGUAGUGGCAGUCUGAAGUUUGCUCACAGGAAAUGUGUGCAGCGAUGGUGCAACGAAAAAGGAGAUAUUAUUUGUGAGAUCUGCCAUCAACCGUAUAAACCUGGCUAUACUGCUCCACCCCCACGAGCUCUCUCCGAUGACACCACCAUUGAUAUCAGUGGAGGUUGGACAAUCGCAGGUGCUCCUUUGGACUUGCACGACCCUCGGCUCUUGGCAAUGGCAGCUGCUGAACGCCAUUUUAUGGAAGCUGAGUAUGAUGAGUAUGCUGCUACAAAUGCCAGUGGUGCAGCAUUUUGUCGCUCUGCUGCAUUAAUUUUAAUGGCUCUUCUGCUCUUGAGGCAUGCAUUGACCAUCACCAAUGCUGAUGGCGAUGAUGAUGAUGCUUCUGUAUAUUUCUCUCUUUUCCUGCUGCGGGCUGCUGGGUUUCUGUUACCAUGCUAUAUCAUGGCAUGGGCCAUCAGUAUCAUACAGCGUCGAAGGCAAAGACAGGAAGCAGCUGCGCGUGCGGCUACAGAAGUAGCAUUCGUGUUGCAGUCAGGGCAACGAAGGGGUCUGCAGUUUACCAUAGCCCAGGGGCCUGCAGCAACCCCCCAUCAAGAGCCACUUCAAUAACAGCCAAUCUCCUGUAAGUUCCAUACUUAACAUUUCCUGCACUUUUGGAAGAGGGGUAAAUAAAUUCUGAAAAAUGGCAAUCUGAUUGCUGGCGGUAUCACAAGUAGUGGUGGAGGGAUUGAGGGUUUGUAUUUGUGCUCGUCCUGGCGAGGUUCAGAGGUCGGCUGUCAUUCAAUGUACAUAGGGGGGGACUCGGGUAUGUGGUUUUGUUAUAUUGUUGUUGUAGCAGCUGGAGCUGCUUGGUAAUACUUUUCAUUGGCUAUAUACUAAAAGAUUCAUUUUGGAA